Messenger RNA from Ipomoea triloba (trilobed morning glory), 1428 nucleotides. RefSeq names its product probable RNA 3'-terminal phosphate cyclase-like protein. Gene Ontology annotation, molecular function: RNA endonuclease activity. The record is from RefSeq and is a predicted model, not a curated record. The transcript is spliced from 6 exons. Gene Ontology annotation, cellular component: nucleolus. Bases 49 to 1188 code for a protein of 379 amino acids. Gene Ontology annotation, biological process: endonucleolytic cleavage of tricistronic rRNA transcript (SSU-rRNA, 5.8S rRNA, LSU-rRNA); ribosome biogenesis. Lineage: Eukaryota; Viridiplantae; Streptophyta; Magnoliopsida; Solanales; Convolvulaceae.
CUCGGCGUUUCCGGGAAAUCAAGUCUCAGGGUUUUGGGCGCCGGUACAAUGGGGAAGAUAUCAUACAUGAAGCUCAGGGGGAGCCAGAACCUGAGGCUACGGUUGCUGCUCUCCACCCUCUCCUCGACUCCAAUACUCAUCGAGGACAUACGCGCCGACGCCACAUGGCCCGGCCUCCGCCCCCAAGAAGUCUCCUUUCUCCGCCUCCUCGAGAAAGUCUGCGACGACUGCGUGGUUGAAAUAAACGAAACUGGGACGAAGUUGAAGUACAGGCCGGGAAUAGUGAUGGGUGGGAAACAUUUAAUUCAUGAUUGUGGCGUCAAUCGCGCAAUUGGGUAUUUCAUUACGCCUCUCAUCGUGCUUGGCUUGUUCGGGAAGAAGCCUCUUAGUAUUAGGCUGAAAGGGAUUACUAAUGACCCUAAGGACCCAUCUGUUGAUACCUUUAGAUCAACUACCUUGCCUAUUUUGAAGCAGUUUGGAGUUCCCUCAGAAGGACUGGAUUUGAAAAUUGAGAGCAGGGGAGUUGCUCCCAAUGGCGGUGGGGAAGUAAUUUUGUCGGUCCCCAUUGUCCAGGAUAGUUUAAGAGCAGUCAGCUGGACUGACGUUGGAUUGGUGAAGAGGAUUAGAGGUGUUUCCUUUUCUACCAGAGUGUCUGCUCAGUUUGAGAAUACCAUGAUACAUGCAGCUCGUGGCAUCUUGAAUCCACUACUUGCUGAUGUCCAUAUAUUUACAGACCACAAAGCUGGUGCACAAGCUGGAAAGUCACCUGGCUAUGGGAUUUCUCUUGUUGCAGAAACUACUUCUGGCUGCUUCAUCUCAGCUGACACUGUUGUUUCUUAUGCAAGACAAGAAGAAGAUGCUGAGAUUGGGGAUGAAGAUAGCAUCGAGUUAACCCCUCCUGCAGAUGUUGGUGAGCAAAUUGCUUCCGCACUUCUUGGGGAGAUUGAACAGGGAGGUGUGGUAGAUUCAACACACCAGGCUCUAUUGUUUCUUCUGUGUGCCUUGUGUCCACAAGAUGUCUCUAAAGUUAAGGUGGGUAAACUCUCACCCUAUGCAAUAGAGACUUUAAGGCACAUCAGAGAUUUCUUGGGUGUUAAAUUCCUCAUGAAGCCAGAACCCUCGUCGGGUACUGUUCUACUUAAGUGCGUUGGAUCUGGAUUGAAGAACAUGUCUAGGAAGUUAUCAUGAGGACCAAUGCCUGAAGAAUGUAUACUAUGAAAGCCUCACAAGAUCAUGGAUGUGUAAUAAUGAGUUACAAAUUCUGUAGUAUCUGUAGCUAGCUACUGACCCCACAUCAGGGGUGGGUGGUGAGAUCUUAUUUUUAAAGUUGUGUGCUUAUAAUUUCUUCAAAUUAUUAUUUGCCCUCCCUCGUGUUUUGAGUUUAAUGUCGCAAUAUCAUCGGGUUUUUUUUUUUUUACCAAGUUGUAA